CCUUGGCUCACAUAUAUUGCCUGGGGAAAGAUUUAUGGCAAAAUCAUUCACUGUCGCAUCCUCGGGAUCGAUAUGAUCAUUAUAAACUCUGAAUCGAUUGCGCGGGAGUUGUUGGACAAACGUUCUGCGAUUUACUCGGACCGCCCCGUCAUUCCCACCAAUGAGAUG
Messenger RNA from Suillus fuscotomentosus, 168 nucleotides. RefSeq lists its product as uncharacterized. The annotation marks the transcript as partial. The record is from RefSeq and is a predicted model, not a curated record. The transcript has 2 exons. Gene Ontology annotation, molecular function: oxidoreductase activity, acting on paired donors, with incorporation or reduction of molecular oxygen; iron ion binding; monooxygenase activity. Lineage: Eukaryota; Fungi; Basidiomycota; Agaricomycetes; Boletales; Suillaceae.